Messenger RNA from Gossypium raimondii (Peruvian cotton), 2328 nucleotides. Its product is annotated as isochorismate synthase 2, chloroplastic. Gene Ontology annotation, cellular component: plastid. Bases 16 to 1803 code for a protein of 595 amino acids. Gene Ontology annotation, biological process: phylloquinone biosynthetic process. The record is from RefSeq and is a predicted model, not a curated record. Gene Ontology annotation, molecular function: isochorismate synthase activity. The transcript is spliced from 17 exons. NCBI's taxonomy places the organism in Eukaryota, Viridiplantae, Streptophyta, Magnoliopsida, Malvales, Malvaceae.
AAAUUUGCCCAUGUAAUGGUAUGGGCAGGUGUGAUUUUCCUUAUCAUGUGGCCUUUGUAUUGUUCAUCGCCGAAAAUAAUGGCCGGUGCUGUAGUGAGACAUUACCUAACUACGUGUUUCAUGGAUUCAGAGACCACCAAAUGCAAAAUUUCUUAUGCUCUUCACAGUCACACACGUUCCCUCCCACUGUUUCACAACAAAUAUGAGACUAGGAGAGUAGUAGCAUUGAUGAAUGGGUGCGAAGGAGACCCCAAACUCCCUAUAGGCAGCAUAGAGACACGCACGUUAACAGCGGUUCCAUCUCCAUCAAAGGCAAUGGAGAGGUUGGAUGUAGCUAUUAGAGACUUGAAAUGUAACACUCCUCCUCUUACCUCUGGCAUUCUUCGACUUCAGGUACCGAUCGAGGAGCAAAUCGAAGCAAUCGAGUGGCUCCAUGCUCAACAUGAUAAUCUUCCACGUUGUUUCUUCUCUGGUAGAAGAAGCAGAGCCAAUGGAAAUGGUUCCAAUCUCUUGAUGGACAUAGGUAAUGGAAAUGGCGACACCUCUUUUACCCAUAAUCUUGUUGGUGCAGCCGGUGUCGGCUCGGCGGUCUUCUUUCAACAACUUCAUCCUUUCUCAUAUCACGAUUGGAGGUCCAUUAAGAGGUUUCUGUCUGCAAAGUGCCCUUUGAUUCGUGCAUAUGGAGCAAUUCGUUUUGAUGCGACGGCUAAUAUAUCACCUGAAUGGAAGGCGUUUGGUUCAUUUUACUUUAUGGUCCCUCAGGUUGAGUUUGAUGAGCUUGAAGGAAGUUCAAUGCUUGCCAUAACGAUUGCAUGGGACAAUGCCCUUUCAUGGACUUGGGAUGAAGCCAUUCAUUCACUUGAAACCACAAUGCAACAGAUUGCUUCAGUUGUUGUAAAGUUGAAGAAAGAAGCUUCAGGAGAACCCAUCCUUAGUAAAACUCAUGUUCCCAAUAAGACACAUUGGGAUCUUGCUGUAAAGAAAGCUUUGCAGGAAAUAAACACAAGCAGCUCACAGCUCGUUAAGGUUGUGCUUGCCCGUAGCAGCAGGAUUUUAACUGCUACAAAUAUCGAUCCUAUAGCUUCGUUGGCUUGUCUGCAGGUUGAAGGAGAAGAUGCAUAUCAGUUUUGUCUUCAGCCACCUAAUGGACCCGCAUUUGUGGGAAAUACACCAGAGCGACUAUUUCACAGAAAAUGGCUAAGCAUUAGUAGUGAGGCACUGGCUGCAACCCGCGCUAGAGGUGAAUCCAGUGAUCUUGAUCUUCAAUUAGAGCAUGAUCUUCUUUCCAGUCCCAAGGACCACCUGGAAUUUACCGUAGUACGAGAAAACAUACAAAACAAAUUAGAGUCUGUAUGUGAUAGAGUUGUUGUUGAACCAAAGAAAACGGUACGAAAACUUCGAAGAAUUCAACAUUUAUAUGCCCAGUUGUCUGGUAACCUGAGAAGGGAAGAUGAUGAGUUUGAAAUCUUGUCUUCUCUCCACCCAACUCCAGCAGUUUGUGGACUUCCAAAAGAAGCUGCACGCCUCUUCAUUUCAGAAACUGAAAUGUUUGACCGAGGGAUGUAUGCUGGACCAGUUGGUUGGUUUGGAGGAGGAGAAAGUGAGUUUGCAGUUGGUAUAAGGUCAGCAUUAGUGGAAAAGGAUUCUGGAGCAUUGGUAUACGCCGGAACCGGGAUAGUUGAAGGCAGCAAUCCCUCGUCAGAAUGGGAUGAACUAGAACUCAAGACAUCUCAGUGCACCAAGUUGCUUCAACUGGAGGUUCCAAAGCAAUCAAAAGUUGAGAAUUUGGAAAUCAUCUAUUAACAAGAUUGGUAUUAUCUUCUUUAAGCGUUAUGGAUCAUUCAAGAUUUUGCGACUUAAAAGUGUGCUUCCCAUGUUGGUACCCACGACCUUCAGUUAUACUUAAGUGCACUUUUGAAUACAAAUCGUUGAGAAGAAGCCGGUCGACAUCCAAAAAGGAUGAUACCGACUUGUGCUAACAGACAUCAGUGUCACAACCCAAAUAAAUAGUAAUACUUUGUUGUUGGAUGACUGACUUGUGAUAAAUUGUGUUUAAAAAUGUAUUUAUCUAAAAGCAGCUUUAAAGCGGCUGAGACGGCGUGAAAAGCAAGAGCAAUGAACCCAUGUCCCAGGUUUUGGCGUUAUCACAUGUUGCCUGUCGGAUUCGUCUCUGAAGGCACCAUUUAUCAUAUCAUUCUCAGGGCCGCGCUUCCGAUGUGUAUACUCAUGCUACGCAUGUGUUAAUUGUAUUACAUAUUAAGUUGGUGAUGUCUGUUUUUAAGUUAGUUUAACAUUUAAAAAGCUUAUGGUAUGAGAAGAUUAAAAUAA